CGUGUACGUGUGUGCGUGUGCUGUAGAUAGGUACAGCCACGAGACCUCCCCUGUUCCGCGCUGUUCAGAUGAGUAGCUCCCACCCCGUGGUGGAGGUACGUUUGGUUCAUCUGUUCUCUACCCUCCUGCGGUCAACUCCACAACGAGACGAUGAGCGGGUUGUCUGUCUGGGGGGAGGAGUCUGAACAUCCCCAGAAGGAGGAGGAGGAAGUUGAGGAGGUGUUGGAGGAGGAGGAGGAGGUGGAGGAGAAGGAGGAGGAGGAUGGGGAGGCACGCCCGUUGUCCCCCUGGUCAGAGGAGCGCUGCGAGGAGCUGUGGGAGCGUGUGGAGGCCAACCGCCACAAGCUGACCCGCAUCCUGAACCCCGCCAAGCUCACGGCGUACCUCCGGCAGUGCAAGGUGAUGGACGUUGAGGACGAGGACGAGGUGCUCAACUCAACGCAGUACCCCCUCCGCGUCAGCAAGGCUGGGCGUCUGCUGGACAUCCUGCAGCUUCAGGGGCCCCGGGGCCUGCAGGCCUUCAUGGAGUCCCUGGAGUUCUACCACCCGGAGCAGUUCACCCUGCUGACCGGCCAGAAGGCCACCCAGCGCUGCUCCCUCAUCCUGGAUGAGGAGGGUCCGGAGGCCCUGACCCAGUUCCUGCUGCUGGAGGUGAAGAAGCUGCGGGAGCAGCUUCGCAACGCGCGGCUGUGUGAGCGCCGCCUGUCCAAGCGCUGCCGCACGGCGGAGGAGGAGCGCAGCCGCGCCGAGGGCAAGGCCCACGACCACCGCUACGAGCGGCUGCAGCUGGAGAGACUGCGUCAUGAUUUGGAGUUGGGGAGCCGGGAGCUGACCCGGCUGAAGGACCGGCACCUGGAGCAGGCCGUGAAGUACUCCCGGGCCCUGGAGCUGCAGGGCCAAGCCUCGGCCCGUGAGAAGGAGCUCCUCCGACAGGUAGAGGAGCUGAAGCUCAGGCUGGUGGAGGCGGACCAACUGAGCAUCAACGGCCACUCCCGCUCUCUGUCCCUGAAGCGCAGCAGCGUGCUCCACAACAGCAUCAAGAGGAUGCCGCCGCCGCCGCUGCCUCUCAAGCCCCUGCAGCACAGCGACAUCCCGAAAGACGCGCCGACGUCUGGAACCUCGGCCCUGAUGGACAUCCUGCAUCAGGACCGCAAGGAGGCGGUGGAGCAGAGGCAGGAGAUGUGUGACACCAUCACCAGACUGCAGGAAGAGCUGGAGAGCACAGAGGAGCAGGUGGAAGAGCUGGAGGGCCAGUGUGAGCAGCUUCAGCUGAAGGUGAGGACCCUGCAGAUGGACUGGGAAACGGAGCAGAAGAGGAGCAUGUCCUACUUCAACCAGACCACGGAGCUUGAGAAGGAGAGGGACCAGGCCCUGAGGAGCCGGGACAGCCUGCAGCUGGAGUACACGGACUGCCUGCUGGACAAGAACCGUCUUCGGAAGAGGAACGCCGAGCUGCAGGUCUCCCUGGAGCAGCAGGCCUGGCUGCUGGAGAAGGAGAGGGAGCGGGCCCGCCAGCAGGGGGACAAGGCCGGGCCCUGCCUGAACUGUUCCAACCUCUCCCUGUGCAGUGAGGACCAGUGCUUUGGGCCCUGCUGCUCCCCCGGUCUGGACCUGAGCCCCAGCAUCUCAACCUCCAACAUUCUGCUGAGAAAGAUCCCCCACAAAGGCCCAGUGAGAGAGCCAGGAGAAUCACGUUCCAUCUCAGAUGACAAUCUUCUGCCCCUUAUGGAAGAGAACGAGAAGGAAAUCAACCGGUUGUCGACCUUCCCCUUCCCGCCGUGCCUCAACUCCAUGAACCGCCGCUUCAACACGGAGUUCGAGCUGGACUCCUGGGGCAGCGACGACAACGACAACACCUCAGGAGCCCCCAGCGAGCCGUCGCUCUGUGACUCCUUGAGCUCCCUGAACUCCCAAGUCUUCUCCCCCGACCUAGUCGGCCUGCCCCCGACCCCGCAGCCCAAACCCUGCCGUGCUGCCCCAGGGCUGAAGCCAGUGUCCCCGUCGUCCAGUCCGCCUAUCGCGGUCAAGCAGAGGCAGUGCAGCUUUGACGAUGAUGUCACUCUGGUGGGCGGGAACCAAACGGGCGUCUUCGUCAGUCAUGUGACCCCCGGGUCACACGCCGCACGCUGCGGCCUGCAGGAGGGCAGUGAGCUGCUCGAGCUGCAGCAGGUCCUGUCGGGCGGGGGCAGUUUGCUGCUGUCUCAGUGCACAGCGGAGGUGGCCCACUUCUCCCUGCAGUGGUGGACGCAGCCCGCCUCCCUGAAGCACCGCGCCAACCCAGAGGCCUACGCCACCCUGUGCUCCCAGCUGGCCGCGCCCUCCUUCCUGGGCGCUGACUCCUUCUACGUCCGGGUCAACCUGGACAUGGACCCCAGCGGGGACGUCCCCUUCCUGGGGGCGCGCUGUGAUGACAUCAUGCACGUGACGGACACGCGGUACCAGGGGAAGUACCAGUGGCGCUGCUGCCUGCUGGACCGCUGCACCGCCCAGCCGCUGCUGGCCGGGGCCAUGCCCAACUACAACAGGGCCCAGCAGCUGCUGCUGCUGCGACUCAGAACCAUGGCCUCGGAGCAGAAGAAAUUCAAGAAGAAGGUGCUCUCCAGGAAGGCGGUGGCCCGGCGGGUGCGUCUGGUGAAGGCCGUGGCUCCGGGCGCCGGGGGCCCGUCCACCCAGGUCCUCUACACGCUGAGCCACCGCCAGGAGGAGCAGCUGAUCCCCUACAGCCUGGUGCAGCCGGUGCAGGCGGGGGCGCGGCGGCCGGUUCUCUUCUCCCCCUCGCCGCUCUCCAGGGGGCUCAUAGAGCAGCUGCUGCAGCCCGCCAUGUCCCAGCUGCAGUUCAACACCUGCCCUCCAGAACCCAUCCCGGCCACCGAGAGGUGCCGGAAACACGUGUUUAUGCUGAACCCCUCGAUUCCAGACGACUCUCGGGGCAUCAGGCUGCAGUCCAUACAAGACAUCGUCAGCCAGGAUAAGCACUGUCUGCUGGAGCUCAGCCUGGCCAAUGUGCAGGGCCUGCUGAAGCAGGGAGUGUACCCAAUCGUCAUCCACAUCCAGCCCAAGAACAAGAAGUACGGGAGACUGAAGAAGUGGUUUCCCCAGUGCGGAGAGGAGAAGUUGAUUGAGGAUCUGUGUCGGAGGGAGGAACUGCAGCUGGAGACUCUUCCACUGUUCCACCACACGCUGGAACCCAGCCGCUGGAGCAGCACGGACGACCUGCUGUCCGCCAUCCGCAGUGCCAUCGACAGCCAACAGAGGGCGGUAGCCUGGGUGGAAUUUGAGAGACUGCAGUAACCGCAGCCGGCCGCCAUACGCAGUGCCAUCCAGGACCAGCAGAGGGCGGUGGCGUGGGUGGAAGUACCGUCCUUAGCCAGUAGAGGGCACUGGGAUUGCUGGAACUGGACAGACUUCAGUAACUGCAAGGCAGGUUAUUGACCAGUAGGCGACACAUGCACCUCGCCCACAAAAAAGGAAAUGUGGCAUUUCAUAGGAUUUAAACCACUGUAGUCUUUUUUAAUCAAACGACUGCAAAACCUUUGUUUGUAGAUAGAUUAUCGGAUGUGUUAUUGUCCUAUUGCGGUUGCUAUAUAUGUAAAUUCAUUCAUUUAAAUUAAUAGGGCUAUUGGUACACAAUACCAAUACUUGGUACUGUUGUGUUCUGGGGCUGACAGCGGCUGGCACAGUCCACCAGAACAGACGUUCUCACAGAGCCUUUCACUCACUCUGGCAGCGUCUUUAGAGGGCCAUGGGGGUAGAUUACCAGGCUGUAUACCUCAAAGAUUCACUCAGGUGUUAUUCUCAUCCCAUCCAGAACCGGCCAAGGAAAUAACUCUUUGGAUCUGUAUUUUUUUAAUCUGUUGACCAGGUUAAAGUUCAAAUAGUUUCACCUUGUGUUUGUACAAAUGCACAACAUUAAAACUUAGUUUUUUCUA
This is a messenger RNA of Gadus macrocephalus (Pacific cod), 3929 nucleotides long. RefSeq names its product caspase recruitment domain-containing protein 10. Gene Ontology annotation, molecular function: protein binding. Gene Ontology annotation, biological process: regulation of apoptotic process. The record is from RefSeq and is a predicted model, not a curated record. Lineage: Eukaryota; Metazoa; Chordata; Actinopteri; Gadiformes; Gadidae. The transcript has 24 exons. Bases 151 to 3291 code for a protein of 1046 amino acids.